AUGGCAGUCAACCCCGCUCUAAUGAGCUCACUCAGUUUGGGCACAUCCCGCAAACAAAGUCAACCCGAAGCAGCAGUAUCUACGGCAGCACCCACGGCAAAACGACACAAAAACCAUCUCCCUAUCAAAACACACGACAAGAUGAUCUACACAGUGUGGAAACAAAGGGAAAAAUUCAGCUAUGACUAUUAUGUGCCGGAAGACCCCUUCACCAGCAAACUCAUCAAGAUGUACCGCAGUCUCCACGACGCCAACAUCAGAGUCCGAGUCGAGUUUGAGAAAUGGAGCAUGAAACACAGACACGAGGAUCCAUUUAGUUUGGUGACGGAGUAUGAUCUCACUAGUGCUAAGCCGCAUUUUUGGGAGGCGCCGCUUGAGGGAGAUAAUGAAGAGGAGGGGAGGGGGACGAGGGUUCAUGUUAAAGAGGAAAUUGUUAAGCGUCAUGGGUCUGAAUACGAAAGGAGGUGGGAGUGGAAGUUGCCUGGUGAGGAGUCGGAUAGUUAUGAGGAUGAGGAUGAUGAUGAGGAAAGUCAUGAGGAAGAGUCUGAGGAAGAAGAACCGAAACUUUCUCCUGAGGAGUUGAAAUUGUUAAGGGAAUGA
Glarea lozoyensis ATCC 20868 is the source of this 600-nucleotide messenger RNA. RefSeq lists its product as uncharacterized. NCBI's taxonomy places the organism in Eukaryota, Fungi, Ascomycota, Leotiomycetes, Helotiales, Helotiaceae. Bases 1 to 600 code for a protein of 199 amino acids. The record is from RefSeq and is a predicted model, not a curated record. The transcript has a single exon.